Oncorhynchus tshawytscha (Chinook salmon) is the source of this 1839-nucleotide messenger RNA. RefSeq names its product homeobox protein XHOX-3-like. Gene Ontology annotation, molecular function: RNA polymerase II cis-regulatory region sequence-specific DNA binding; DNA-binding transcription factor activity, RNA polymerase II-specific. The transcript is spliced from 3 exons. Gene Ontology annotation, biological process: regulation of transcription by RNA polymerase II. NCBI's taxonomy places the organism in Eukaryota, Metazoa, Chordata, Actinopteri, Salmoniformes, Salmonidae. The record is from RefSeq and is a predicted model, not a curated record. Bases 1 to 1137 code for a protein of 378 amino acids. Gene Ontology annotation, cellular component: nucleus.
AUGGAACACAGAAAAGAGAUGGUGAUGCUCCCGGAAGGAGGUCAACUUGGCACGGCAGUUGGCAAGACUGGCUCUAAUUUGUCGGAAGCAGUUGGAAGCCCCGCGCGAGAAUCACAAGGCAAAACGGUCCACAGGAACUACACCAGCCCCGGUUCUGCGCCCUACUCGCGAGACAGAGCGGACGAGGAGGUGAAGAGCGCACGGGGACGCGUGUGCGCCGAUAUAAGGUCGGUUGGCAUGUCCUCUUCAACCGAGAGAUAUCGAUUAGAUCACACCAACAAAGAAGCUAGCAGCUCGGACACAGAGUCUGACUUCUAUGAAGAAAUUGAUGUGAGCUGCACGCCAGAAAGCAUGGAGUACCCCAACGGGAAAGGUCGAAACGGUGAUUCCCCCAUCCACCCGAGUGACAGCGGUAUGGAUCCUGGUAAGAUGGGUUUGGGCCAGGUUUCGCUCUCCUACGGGGCUGACGCGAUGCGACGGUACCGGACAGCCUUUACUCGGGAGCAAAUCGGCCGGUUGGAGAAGGAAUUCUACCGGGAGAAUUACGUGUCCAGGCCGAGGAGAUGCGAACUGGCGGCUUCACUAAAUUUACCAGAAACCACUAUCAAGGUGUGGUUCCAGAACCGCCGGAUGAAGGACAAGCGGCAGCGUCUGGCCAUGACGUGGCCUCACCCCGCCGACCCCGCAUUCUACACCUACAUGAUGAGUCACGCGGCCGCCACCGGGAACCUGGGUUACCCCUUCCCGUCCCACCUACCAUUACCGUAUUACUCCCACCUUGGGGUCGGAGCCGGAUCGGCCUCCUCCGCCACCCCAUUCUCCAACCCCCUCAGGUCCCUUGACAGUUUCCGGAUGUUGUCUCACCCCUACCAGAGGCCGGAGCUUCUGUGUUCGUUCAGGCACCCGCCCCUGUACCCCAGCCCGGCCCACGGCCUCGGUCCCGGGGGGAGCCCCUGCUCCUGCCUCGCUUGUCACUCCGCUCAAUCAAACGGCCUUCAACAGAGGCCUACCGGGUCAGAUUUCCCGUGCUCCCCAACGAGCAGGACUGACGCGUUUUUGACGUUUACUCCGUCGGUGCUGAGCAAGUCCUCGCCGGGGACUUUGGACCAGAGAGAGGAGGUGCCAUUGAACAGAUAAAACGAAGAGAGCACAUCCACAUGUGUUCAUUGGACUGGGUCAAACAAGCGCAGAAGAGGGCCUUAAUAUUUUAUCAAACUUAGAGAAAAAAAACAUGAACAUGACCCAAACAGCAUGAAUACAACGAUCACGUGGAGCAUACUCCAUACAAGCAGCAGCAUAAACGACAGAUACCGCAGUGCGCGCUGUUACAUACACCUGCUACUACAAAAAGAAGAGAUGAACGCGCUCAGGCGCAAACAAUUUGCCUACCUUGUUUUUAAGCUAUAUGUUUUCUAGCACCAACAUCAUAUCACACAUCAUGACAGUCUAUCCACUGAAAAAUAAUAAUUUCAGUUGUAAAACCCCAUGCAGACUAUGAAACAUUAUGAGAUCGGACAAAAAACAUUUGAUUUAUUGAAGAUUAAUUUGGUGCGAGGAAAGAGAGAGCCCGGGUGGACUGGGAAUUACAGACAACCGUUUAUCUCCGUGAUGGAUGGCGUUAACGAUUUAUCUUUAGGCCUAUCUAUAGUCUCUUCAGAUUUCCAAAUUGACCUGUUUUGUAAAUUUCACUAGAAUGGUCUAUUCCAACUUCCUUUUUAACAAGGGGAUGUGUUAACAGACUGCACCGUCUCAUUAUGGCUCUCUAUCUCCCUACCCGAGCCUCCCUUUUUGACGUGUUGGGGCCGAAAUGUGCAGAUGCUGGUAAAAUUAGUAAGUGAU